Molecule: messenger RNA, 3994 nt
Organism: Pseudovirgaria hyperparasitica
Lineage: Eukaryota; Fungi; Ascomycota; Dothideomycetes; Acrospermales; Acrospermaceae
Exons: 5
Coding region: 148-3870 (1240 amino acids)
Molecular function (GO): metal ion binding
Source: RefSeq, a predicted model, not a curated record
GACGCAGUCGUCUUCCGAGAAUCCAUGGAAACCUGGUGAUGGACAGCAGGCGUACCACAAUUCCAGGCGUUUUGGAAUCGUUUUCAGAGUGGUGCUUUCCCCCCUCCGCCCUUACUGGGUCCAAAUGGACAUCCUCUACCGCCUCCAAUGCUGCCACCUGGACUGAAUGCAUCCACAUCCACUUCAUCCAAAGGCAAAUCGCAGAGCGAGCUACCGCCACAGCAGCCUAUACAUAUCCAUCGGGAACCUAUAGAUAGAGUCGUUGAAAUGCAAGAAGCCGACAAAGAGGAGGGAGAAUUGAGCGAAAGCGAUAGUCUCCCGUACGUGCCGCAGCUCUCAGAGGCGCAACCUCGCUCUACUCCGCAAACCUUACAACAUAGAAAUAUGAAACUGGAAUCGAGCUUGAAUUCAUCUAAGCCUCUGGCCGAUACGAAAGCCAUACCACUAAAGGAGCGCAUGGAUAAAGAGAGAGCGAAGCGUUUUCUUGUUGAUCUCUCUCGGCAUCAUUAUGGACUAAGUGAUCUUACUCGAGAAGGUUUGAAUCAAGCGAUCCUGGUAGAACAUUGGCAAGAAGCUGGUUUACCUCUACCUUCUACAACGGCAACUGGUCCUCCAAAGAACAGUGACGACCCCAAAGGUAUCAGAUCCACGUCUAAUUUCACGACCGCGAGCCGCGUAUUAGCAGAUCAUGUACCGACUGUAUUCCCAUCGCCUCAGGUGCAGCUUCCCAGUCCUACUCGGAUAGACUCGCAGAAUAAAACUGGUAGUCAUGCGGUUGACCGAACUGCCGUCAGCAAAGACUCGGAUCCAGUCCGCGGUGCAGAUCGUACUGCCUACAUUGCUCGUCUCAUGGCCGCACGGUCGGGAAAGGUCAACGGUGCUGCUAAAGUCGAGAAGUCAUCUGCGAAGCCCACGAUUGUGGAAACUAAACCUGUAGAGAACAAGGCUGUUGACCCAGCAGUGGACGCAAAGUCCAUAGGACAGACCAAUGAAUUACAUUCAAAGUUGUCCCAAACGAUUGGCACUCCUAUGGCGAGGACAGUCACACCCGAUCCCUUGCUAAGUAUUUCCGAGGCUGAAAAGAAGAAGCGACAACAAAAUGAAUUGAUCAGAAAAAAGAUGGCUAUGCUACAGGCCUCAAAAGCUGCAAAGUCAACUCCUUCAUCAUCUGCAACCACUGAUUUAGAUCAAAAAGUGACGACUGGAGCUGGCGAAGCGUUGCCUCAAAGAUCAGAAUCGCCGUUGUACGGCGAUGAAAUCGAAACUGCCGAACACCUAGUCGACAAAGCGUUAUCAUCGCCGCACCAACAUGGCGAAAACAGCCACAAGACUCAUGAGGAAAUUGAAUUUUCAGCCCAACAGAGACACGCAGUGGAAUCUCAAGCUGCUACCACCUCUAGUCUCCCUCCAGCACGUGACAAGAUUACUAUCGGAGGUAGUCGCAAGAAGCGUCCUGUAGCCUCAGACUUUGACAGCGUUGCCCCGCCAUCAGCAUCAACUUCCAAACGCCCUUUUGGCCAGCCACGAUGCUCACAGGGCGAAGAAGCAAUGAUCAUCGAGGUCAGCGAUGAUGAAAGUACUGCCAGCGAUAUGGAUAUUGAAGACGAUGAUGACGGAAGGACAUCACAUAGCAUGAGUCAGAGACAGCACACGAAGUCGUUUCGCAAUAUGCCAGCGCUGACAAGCUUCCCACACAAGACAAACCACACUGCAUCGACUCCAAGCCUCACACCGUCGGGACUGAACACGCCACCCGCUAUUGUAGCAUCUGGAGUCAAUCAAGGGAAAAGAUAUGUUGAUCUCACGGAACAUGAGAAGGAGAUUGAAACCCUCCGAAGAAAAAUAGCAGAGGCCGAGUACAGGAAGCGAGCCAAGAAACCACCACCCUCUCAAGUGUCAGAAAGCGUUGGACAAGCUACGAACCAUACUUCAGAAAGCAUACGCUCUAGAACACGAGACAAUGUGACCGAAGAACUUCAACUGUCCAAUUUUGCGUCGCCGAAUCUGAGUGAUUCGGAAUGGAAGCGACGGAGACGCAUUGAAAUACAGUCAGGCCUCGAGCUUCAACAAAGCAGCGUGGCUCGGAACAUGGCGCGACUAGAUGAGCUCAAACGUGAGAUGGAACGCCUGGAAGCAGAGAACCAUAUGCAGCUCCUAGAGAAGGAGAAGUUGGUGAACGAACUCGAAAGCCUUGGAAUCGAUACUGACGGCAUGCCACUCGAGGUCUUACAGGCCACCAAGGAUGAGAUUGACCAACAACGAGAAGGUAUACUUUCCGUAGAAGACGCUGAAUCCGAGGUCUCUACGGGAGAUUCUGGCACCCGGCGCAAUUCAGACCAAAAUCACGGCGCACUCGGUCACGAAAGCAGUCGCGGUGAUGACGAUAAUGAAGACAAUGAUGAUCUUUAUGACGAAGACGAAGUCCCGACAGGUUUGGUUGAGGAACCGAAAGAGGUUGACGCUAUGUCUAUAUCUAGCGAUGAAAUUGAUGAAGCAGCGUCUGCAGACGAGCUCGACACUACUCAAUCCGACCAAGAUGACCUCUAUGAAAGCCCUACCCAUUUGGUCGCGCUGGAGGAAGUAGAACCAGAUAGUGAUGAAAGCCGAGAAGACGGGCAAGAAGAGAAAAGUGGCGCAGACAUGACUGGGGAUCUAGGCGAUGACACUAGGAUGGCCAUGGUAUCGGACGACGAAGGUGAGCCGGAGCAAGAACAUGAAAAUGGUUCUGAUUACGACGAUUCUGCGACAAAAUCUGCACGACUUCAGAUCGAUAAUCUAGCUAUCGACUUGACCAACUCUGAGGUAUCUGUCAAGGAUGACGAUGACGACGAUUUUUAUUCUCCAGAUCCCCCUCCCGAGGCCAUGCCGGAAGGUAAGCAGGACGAGACCACGGCCGAGGAACCAUCGGACGACUACUUGAGAGAGCUAUCUCCGUAUUCACAAGAGGAGAAGUCGGACGAGAACGAUUCCAUGGCUUUGUCCAACGACCCGGACGCGCUGCCAGGAGCUGAGCACAACCCCAGUUCAGCAAGUGAAAACCGCGAUAGUGCUCGUGAAGAAGAUGAUGACGAGUAUGAACCAGGCCACAUCGACAUUGCCGACCCAAUUGAGGGAGACUACGAGCCUGGCAACAUUGUUAUUCCCGACCCAGAGGGGGACGAUUAUGAACCUGGUGACCACGAGAUGUCCGAGGCGGUCGCAGAAAGACCCGACUCGUCAGACGAAUAUUUAACACAGUCGCCGCCCUUACCUGAUGAUCUCGCUGAGAACCCUGCAUACUCGUCUUCGUCGUCUUCGUCUUCUAGUGACGUAUCUCUGGCUGAGUUGAAAGAUUCAAAUCAGGGAAAUACUGAUAUUUUAGCUCCUAAAGAAAAGUCAAAUCAUGAGGAUCUUGCUGGAACGUGUGAGCCAGACAGUAACAAUGCCCCUGUACAAGUCACAGCUCCCACAGUUGCUAAGCAUUACCAACCCUAUGAGAGUCCACUCCGUUUGUUCAAAGCGUAUCGAUAUCACCCCCAUUUUUCUCGUAAGGUGAGGGGUGGCGUUCGCUCUUUGACCUACAGUCAUGAUAUAGAUCCCCAGAAUCCUAUCUGCCCCUUCGAGGCAUCAGGGGGGGCAUGCAACGACGGCGGUUGCAGCUUCCAGCAUUUCAAGAAGAUGGGACUGACUGACAAUCUCAUUCUUCUGCAACUUGGCACCACAAAUCCAGGUCGCACUGACGAAGAGCAGAGCGAGUGGAAAGAAGGUCUGAAAGGAGUCCUGAAAACCCUGAAACAGAGCAAGACCCACGAACUGAAUCUGAUCGUCAACGCCAUUGCCAAUUAUCGACGCGAUUUCCUAAAAGAUCCGACCAGGAUUCUCAACCUAUGAGUUUUCCAGGGUACUCCUAUAUCCUUGAUAAAACAAGGCCCAAUACCCUGAUCUUCUCCUGUCUUGAUUGACGUGAUAUAACACUCUUCUAGAUCUUCUGGCUUUUGUCAUCUUCUGCAAUGAU